This is a messenger RNA of Pyrgilauda ruficollis (rufous-necked snowfinch), 549 nucleotides long. Its product is annotated as coiled-coil domain-containing protein 157-like. The record is from RefSeq and is a predicted model, not a curated record. NCBI's taxonomy places the organism in Eukaryota, Metazoa, Chordata, Aves, Passeriformes, Passeridae. The transcript has a single exon. The coding region runs from base 298 to 549 and encodes 83 amino acids.
UGCACCACUGCGGCGCGGGAGGGGCGUGGUUGCCAUGGCGACAGGGCUGGGACGCCGAGGCCUAGCACAGAUCCCGGGCCCCGCGCUUCUUCUCCGCGGUUGCUGCUGAUUCCUCCGAUCCCCCCGGUUCCCUCCGGUUCCCCAGCACUCCUGGAGACCGCCGGGCCCGGGGACUACCGUGCCGGUCCGUCUCCAGCAGCCUGUCCCGGUAGGGCGUUCCCUCCCUCCCAGGCUUGGUGACCCAUCGCCCCCUGGCCUGGUGGCCCCGUUGUUCCCGGGCCGUGUCCCCCCCGCACCAUGGCGCACCUCCUGGGCCACCGCGGCUGCAUGGAGAGCCUGCAGGCCGACCUGCGGGACCUGCAGGCCGCCAUCGCCGACGUGUGCUCCCGGGCCGGCGCCGUGCGCUUUCCCUCCUGGAAGUUCCCCGACAAGCUGUCCUGCGAACUGGACAUUGCGGUGCUGCUGCAGCGCUACAGGCACAGCGACAGCGAGCCCGAGUUCAGCCAGCACGCACACGUGGUGCUGCUGGAGCUGCUCAUAGACAGGUGA